Brassica napus (rape) is the source of this 1206-nucleotide messenger RNA. RefSeq lists its product as uncharacterized. The transcript is spliced from 6 exons. Bases 313 to 759 code for a protein of 148 amino acids. Lineage: Eukaryota; Viridiplantae; Streptophyta; Magnoliopsida; Brassicales; Brassicaceae. The record is from RefSeq and is a predicted model, not a curated record.
AUAGCAAAAGAAAUAACGAAUAUAUAACUAAAUUGUAAAAAUGGUUUCAUAUAUCGUCAAAGGUUUUUUGGGGCUUAAAAUUGAUAUAUCGUCAAAGUUGGGAAGUGUUUAGUAGUGUAUAUAAAUAAGCAUAUAAGAGAGUGAGCAGAUAACAUACCUCCCAACACAAACAACUUCAAAAUCUUUCUGAAAGCAAACUUCUCUCGUCUCUUUCCUUUCUCCUUUGAACACAUUUCCCUUAGCUACAAAGGACUAACCCUUUGACGUUUUAAAAAAAACAAGUACACGACAUAAAGUUCCAAAGAGCAGUCAAUGGACAAGAAAAAGUCAGUAUCUGGUUCCUCUUCAUCCUCCUCUUCUUCAUCUUUCGAUCAUCUUUUUGGUCCAAGAAACUCUUCCUCGUCUUCUUCAUCAACAACAGGAUUGUUCCAAUCCAUUUUCCCACCACCUGCAACGGGGGCUCAAGCAGACUUGGCAAAUCGAAAUGGAGCUGCCAAAUAUGAACAUCCGAAUUUUGGGAUUUCAUAUGAGAGAGGAGAAAUGAGGAAAAAUAAGGAGAAAAAGAAUUACCAAAAUGAAGAAACACAACCACCAUGCAACUUGAGUUCAUCCAUUUACUAUGGGGGCCAAGAAAACUAUCCUUCUUCAACACCACCACAAUCAACAAACAAUCCAGAUGCUGAUAAGAAAGAUGGAAGGGAAGGCGAUUCUGAAAGUGCAUCAAGAGGAAACUGGUGGGAAGGCUCGGUUUAUUACUAGUUAUCAAUUCUACCCGAUGCUGCACUCUAUAAACAAAGGAACCCUAAUCAGGUGAAUAUGGAAAUUGACGUGUUGAAAUACCUAACCGAGAAAAGAAUAUUCAUAUAUAUAAGAAGUAAUGUAAGAGUAUAUAUAUGUCUUAUUAUAAAAAAAGAGAUAAAAUAAUAUAUCGUAUAAUAUAUUAUACGAUGAAAUUAACGUCUAUUGACUUAUAUAAUAUCAAGGGAAUAGACUCGUUCUUGUUGAUUCUAUAUGUUUCGACGAAGGCAGCAUGUUAGACAAGUCUCUUUUUACUGAAAUCAACGCCUAUCGAAAGUCUUUUUAUUGUAUUUGAUAUGUAAUCCAAUAUAUCAUCAGGUUCUUCGAAUGGGAUUGUAUCAUAUCAUACUACUAUACUAGUAAUCAAACAUCUGCUGUUAAGUAUAAUCAAAAGCUGUUUCUUCGUUU